AUGCUUUUCAUCAGAUCACCCAUUCCUUCCUCUCAUUGUUCAUCAUCGACAUCAUCGUCUUCACAUCAUUUAGGUUAUCGCUCUCCUACGCAUACACAGCUAUCACUUCGAUCACCCAUCUUCCUUUCAUCCUCGCCCCGUAAACGACCAUUGGGUGUUCAUUCCCCUGCAGAUCAGCUGAAUCUUUCAUGCUCUUCAAGGCCUUUGAAAAAGAUUUGGGAUCGGUUAGACAUCACAGAUAAGAACAACGGAGGUCAACCUGGAACUGCUGUAGGGGAUAUCAAUAACCACAAUCGUGAGAAAGGUGUUAACGCUCCUUUGAAUAUAAUCAUAACCAAGAUGGAUAUAGAAAUGGAAUCAGAUGGGGUCAUCAUCCCUACACCAUCUCGUUCAUUCUCCUCUUCGUCAUCUUCAAUUUCAUCGAUACAUACGACCAGUCGACCAAUACUAGGUAGACUCGAUACUUCUUCUUCAUUAGAUUUCGAACCUGGUUUAACUGUCCGAUCGUACCCCUCUUCAUCUUCUAUCAAUGACAUGACCUCCUCACCACCCAAAUCAUCCUCUUUACCUCCUGUGAUGCACCUCAAGCGAAAUCCUAAGAAAUUAUCAUUAUCAUUACCUGCAUUAGCAUCAACAUCCACCACAGCUUACAAUUCCACCUCUUCGCCCAGCUGCAGUACCCCAUCAACCGUCUGCCCCACUCCCACAUACUCCACGGCCGAAUCAGACUCUAAAUUCGGUACACCUUAUACACCUGGACCGCCCAAGACACCUGCCCUGGCGAUGUCACUUGGUCGGUCGACAUACCGCGGCAAUCGCAGACCAUCCCUUCUAAGUCUCAUAACGAACCCACCUGGUAUUGAUGAUCUACCUCCACCUACCCCCGGCGCAGGUUCGCAUCCAUAUGCAACGAUGAGAUUGAAGAAUAAAGGAAGGGCAAGGAGUCAAACUGCUAUUGACGUGUUGGGUUUACCCAAUCAUCAAGAGCGACAUUCCACUUUCCCCCCGAUUGACGAACAACCCUCGGGCGGGUUGAGUGCUUUGGGAUAUGCCUUACCUACUACGGCUUCACCUGAGGAUCAAACUAGGUCUUAUAGCGGUUCAUCACCUACUACAUCUACUUCUACUGUAUCUGAUGAUGCCUCCGCUUCGACUUCGUCUACACCAUCUACUUCACCACCACUCCCUACGGCAUUUACAUUCUCCAUGCCUCUAAAUAACUAUUAUCAGCAUCCCGGUAAGAGACAGAUGGAGCCUUAUGAAGAUGGACCGAUUGAGAUUCUUCCAGGUAUAUUCCUAGGUGCGGAAGAAUCGGUACAUCAAUUUGAUACGUACGCUGCGUCAAGUUCAAAAGUUAGGAUAAUCAACGUUGCUCAAGAGAUUGAUGAUCCUUUUGAUACCACAAAUUCAAGCUCGACUUCCAUGCCUAGUUCGUCAAAAGGGAAAGGAAAACAAAAGAUGAAACUUGCCGUUCACCCUGGUGAUAGUACAGGUAAAAGACCAGAAAUUGAAUAUUGUCACAUUAGAUGGUCACAUGGUGAAUUGGGUUUGGCCGAUAUACCUCCCACAGCUCAAUUGUCACAUCUGAUCGAUCUUCCUGAAGAAGAAGUUUCACCGACUGCGGGAGGAGAGGAGAUCUGGGGUUUCUGGGAGACUAUAAAGUGGAUGGAGAGCGGUAGGAAAAGUGGUAUACCGAUUUUGAUACAUUGUCAAUGCGGUGUAUCGAGAUCUGCUACGUUGGCUAUAGCCUAUACCAUGGCUUUAGCGGCUAUCGGAGCCAUGCCUGAUAUAUUAGGUGGGAUCAGAUCGAUGCAGGAUGCAUAUGAUUUCGUCAAAAGUAAAUCAAGUUGGAUAGGACCUAAUCAUUCAUUGGUAUUUCAAUUAGUGGAUUUCGCAAGACACUUGACUCAAAUUUUAUCUGCCCACCCCGCUCAACUUAACACCUCUUUCCCUUCUAACCAUGAUGCCGAAUUGACCGAGGCCGAAUGGGCAAGGAGGAGAAGGGAAUUUGAAGAAAGCGAGAAUGGUUCGUCUUCACCCUCUAUCUCUACACCUUCAGAGGGAGAGGAAGGAGGUGAAAGUUGUAUUAGUCCCGAGGAGGCUGAUGAGGAAGCUAGAAGGUUGGAUGAAGAGAUGUUAUUGAGGAAAUCUAGAAGAUAA
Messenger RNA from Kwoniella botswanensis, 2160 nucleotides. RefSeq lists its product as uncharacterized. Gene Ontology annotation, biological process: protein dephosphorylation; negative regulation of MAPK cascade. NCBI's taxonomy places the organism in Eukaryota, Fungi, Basidiomycota, Tremellomycetes, Tremellales, Cryptococcaceae. Bases 1 to 2160 code for a protein of 719 amino acids. The record is from RefSeq and is a predicted model, not a curated record. The transcript has 3 exons. Gene Ontology annotation, molecular function: MAP kinase tyrosine/serine/threonine phosphatase activity; MAP kinase tyrosine phosphatase activity; protein tyrosine/threonine phosphatase activity. Gene Ontology annotation, cellular component: cytoplasm.